Messenger RNA from Pimephales promelas (fathead minnow), 1453 nucleotides. RefSeq names its product growth arrest and DNA damage-inducible protein GADD45 gamma. Gene Ontology annotation, biological process: regulation of cell cycle. Gene Ontology annotation, cellular component: nucleus; cytoplasm. The record is from RefSeq and is a predicted model, not a curated record. NCBI's taxonomy places the organism in Eukaryota, Metazoa, Chordata, Actinopteri, Cypriniformes, Leuciscidae.
GUUUUUCCCACUAAUUAGCUCUUUUUUUCAGUCACUAGGCCUAGUUAAUUUGAAAAUGUACAAUAUUCCAUGAACGAUAAUUAUAACAGCAAAAAGCUGUUUAAAAAAGUUUGAUGGAAUAAUAUAAUGUCAUACCGCAGCUAGAACAUGUAAACUUUUAGUCACAUAUCAACCACCCAUGCAACACGCGUGGAUUACUUUUCAGCUAGUUGAAUUAUGCCAUGUCUUUUGAGUUGAAAAGAUGAUCGGUUUAAUUAAGGGCAAAAGUGAAAGGAUCAGAGUUUGAUCCUUUCUUACAGUUCUAUAGAUGUCAUGCAUCUCUAAAGGCACGCGCCUUGGAUAUGUCCGUUUCUUUAUUGUUCUGAACAGCCAAUCAGAACGCGCGGUGAAAACGCGUGCCACUAUCCCACUAUAAGUACGGGUCGCGUGCCAGGUGGAAACUCACUUAUCUCGCUCAGCUCGAGCCAUUACUGACUGUACUCCAAGCAGCUACUGCAUACUUCAAUCCAAACCAAGAUGAUUAAUGAAGGAAAAUCCCUGUCCGAAGCCCUGCUGUCUGCCAAGGCGGAGGGUCGCCUCACUGUUGGCGUCUACGAGUGCGCAAAAACAAUGAACGAGGACCCUGAUAGUGUGUCUUUCUGCCUUUUGGCCACUGAUGACUUUGAGUGUGACAUCGCUCUCCAGAUUCACUUCACUCUGAUCCAAGCGUUUUGCUUUGAUAACGACAUCAGCAUCGUCAGAGUAAACGACCUGAAACGUCUCAACGCUCUUGUCGGUGCCAAGGGUCAACUCGAGGACGCUCAUUGUGUCCUUAUAACGAAGCCAGCUGAGGACUCCUGGGAGGAUCCAGCUCUGGAGAAGCUUCACCUGUUCUGUGAAGAAAGUCGCAGUUAUAACGAGUGGGUUCCUGAGAUCACUCUCCCCGAGCGUUGAUCUGGACCUUUACUCUUCUCUGUUGAGAUGCUGUAAACCUUGAGGAAUACUCUACUCAUCCUUUGAAGCAAGGAUGUUGAUGUUUCCACAUCCCUGGAUGCUCCUGAGGAGGCUGAACCGUCCAGGCAGCGCGAGGCAGGCCCGAGUGGCCCUCGCGGUUACGUCGUUCCUCGUCCCGUCCAUGCCAAGAUGAUCCUCAUUCUUUAUGUGAAUGAGGUCAGGUAUGCCACGAGAGCGACACAAUGGCCCUCAUUCUUUGUGCGGAUGAGGUUUGGAGAGAAAGGAGAAGCGAGUUUUGCCUCUGUUACACAGAGCAAAUAUCGCAUGCGUUGGACACGCAGGGGACGCGGCGGUGCGUCGAAGCAACGUUUUUAAAAAUGGACUUUAACAUCUCGGACGUUUUUAAAAAUGAAAUUGCUGCACAAUAUAACGUGCCUUAUUGUCGGCAAUGUGCUUUCCACUUUCCAGAAUUGUCUUAUUCUCUAAAGGUUUCACUUUAGAAAUAUAAAUAUGACAAAAA